Aspergillus niger is the source of this 894-nucleotide messenger RNA. RefSeq lists its product as uncharacterized. The transcript has 4 exons. The record is from RefSeq and is a predicted model, not a curated record. NCBI's taxonomy places the organism in Eukaryota, Fungi, Ascomycota, Eurotiomycetes, Eurotiales, Aspergillaceae. Bases 1 to 894 code for a protein of 297 amino acids.
AUGGAUUCGAAACAUUUGAGACUUUUGGUGUCAACUGAUGAGUUAGUCCCUGUUGGUCUAGAAGUCGGCAUGGGCUAUAGAGGUUCAACAGUGAUCUCGAGGGAUCGCAUUAAAGAUGUUGGCAUUCCCGGAGUGAAGCCGAAGCGCGCGGAUAUGGAAGAUAUUUCCUUCCCCGCACCUGCAGGAAUUCUGCAUACAGAUUGGCUUAUCCACCUUAUCCGAUGUUUUACCGGGAAUGGACUCUCUUGCACUGACACCGAUCGACAGUUUGAGUUAAUCAAUCUUCGGGUUGAUACGAAACCGACACUUGCCGUGACCAAGGCGCCAGGCAUACCUCUACUUCAGGCAUUAAGCUCUGUCUGCUGGGAUUCUAAUAUGGCACCCUUUCCAACUAUUGUCUUCGUGCCGGGCGCAUGGCACAGCCCGGAAUGUUAUCGCAGAGUGAUCGACCAACUCGAAGCUGCGGGGUACGAGACGGACCUCGUCCAUCUUCCCUCCGUGGGACCAACCCAGCACUUACCAGACUUCUCUGCCGAUGUUGCCGAAAUACGAAGCCAUCUAGAGCACCUAGUCGAUGCCGGCAAGACGGUCGUGCUCGUGGUACACUCUUACGGAGGAGUGCCUUCGAAUGAAGCCGUCAAAGGGCUUGACUGCGGUAGCCGGCAAAGUAACGGUCAAGCCGGCGGCGUGGCUCAUAUCUUCUUCUGCUGCUCGUUCAUUAUCCCCGAAGGAAAAUCUCUCCUCGGCGCCUUUGGGGGCAACGACUUGCCGUGGUUCACUGUUUCUGCUGAUCGCCUGGAGGUCAAUCCAGACAGACCCGACGAGAUAUUCUACAAUGACAUUUCGGAAGAAGAUGUCCGUGCGGCCGUCAGAUCUCUAAAGCCACACAGUUAA